AUGGCCAUGACAAACAGCGAGGCAAGAGCCUCCAAGAAUGUAAUCGUCUCAGGUGGCGCGCGAGGCAUUGGCCGCGCCUUGGUGCGCCACUUCCUCGAAGCCGGUCACAACGUCUAUGUCUUCGACAUUGACGAGGACGAACUCGAGCACACCGUCAAAGUCCAUCUUAAGGAACACUACGACAGAGGCAAACUCGAGUCCGCAAUCUGCAACCUCCGUGACGUAGACGACAUCCGCACAAAGGUCAAGGCCGCAGCGGCAGACUUCUUCAACAACACAAUCGACGUACUCUUAAACAACGGCGGUAUCGCGAGCCCGUACUGGCGGGACGGCAAGACGAUGGAGGACCCAGACACCUUUGGGGAGUGGCAAGCAUAUAUUGACACGAACCUCACUGGGCCCUUCGCCAUGAGCCAGGCUUGCGUGCCGUACAUGAAGGCACGACAGACGGACGCGGUGGACGGGGCGCAAAUGGUCAAGGGCGCGGGGCCAUGUAUCAUCCACAUCGGGUCCUUCCGCGCAAAUCAAUCCGAUCCGAACCAGGAGGGGUACGCAGCGAGCAAGGCGGGGCAGCUGGGUCUUAUGCACAGCAUGGCAAUCUCGCUGGGCGCAUUGGGAAUCCGGGUGAAUCUGAUCGCGCCAGGGAGGAUCAAGGUCGAGCAUGAGAGUAAGGAGGGGGAUGAGACGGGGCAGAGCUGGGAGGAGCAGGUGUUGGAGAAGGAUGUUGAUGAUCAUCCGACCAAUCGGGCGGGCAGGCCGAAGGAUAUUGCGGAUGCGGCGUUGUAUUUGAUCGAGGCCGGCUUCGUGACGGGGCAGGAUCUAGUUGUUGAUGGAGGGGCUCUGAGGAAGAAGAACUGA
Colletotrichum spaethianum is the source of this 858-nucleotide messenger RNA. RefSeq names its product 3-oxoacyl-[acyl-carrier-protein] reductase FabG. The transcript has a single exon. The coding region runs from base 1 to 858 and encodes 285 amino acids. NCBI's taxonomy places the organism in Eukaryota, Fungi, Ascomycota, Sordariomycetes, Glomerellales, Glomerellaceae. The record is from RefSeq and is a predicted model, not a curated record. Gene Ontology annotation, molecular function: oxidoreductase activity, acting on the CH-OH group of donors, NAD or NADP as acceptor.